AUGAGUGGCCUCCGAAAGGACGAACUUGUCGCAGUUAUCAUUGACAUCGAUGGUGAAAAAAGAAAAAUGGUAGAAGAUAUUGCGGAUACGGUUUUGAGAAGAGUCUUGGAAGAAGAGGAGAACGAUUCUACUCCAUCACUUAUCGAAUCACGUGCUUCCAGUACGUCUUCUGAUACAUCGUCUCCACUGUCCAUCAAUCAAAUUCUCAGUUCAUCGUUCUCUCAACAACCCCCAGCGAUUUCUGUUCCAGUUGCUUUGAAUCCAUUCCAACUGGCACUUUGUCAGUCUCUUGUUGCCAACAACACUCUUCAUUUUCCCGUUUUCGGCGGUCCAUCUCCGCUUUUUCCAUUGUUUGUUCCACCCUCACAGCCGGCUGUUGAGUCUGUUGAAUUGUUGAAAAUCUUCCAAAACAUUCUGGCAAAACAGAAAAAAUGA
Molecule: messenger RNA, 435 nt
Organism: Caenorhabditis remanei
Lineage: Eukaryota; Metazoa; Nematoda; Chromadorea; Rhabditida; Rhabditidae
Exons: 3
Coding region: 1-435 (144 amino acids)
Source: RefSeq, a predicted model, not a curated record